This is a messenger RNA of Physella acuta, 1425 nucleotides long. RefSeq lists its product as uncharacterized. Lineage: Eukaryota; Metazoa; Mollusca; Gastropoda; Physidae. The record is from RefSeq and is a predicted model, not a curated record.
AUGCCAGCUAGCAAGAUAUAUGAUGCACAGUUUCUUGUUCCAAUGCCAGCUAGCAAGAUAUAUGAUGCACAGUUUCUUGUUCCAAUGCCGGCUAGCAAGAUAUAUGAUGCACAGUUUCUUGUUCCAAUGCCAGCUAGCAAGAUAUAUGAUGCACAGUUUCUUGUUCCAAUGCCGGCUAGCAAGAUAUAUGAUGCACAGUUUCUUGUUCCAAUGCCGGCUAGCAAGAUAUAUGAUGCACAGUUUCUUGUUCCAAUGCCAGCUAGAAGGAUAUAUGAUGCACAGUUUCUUGUUCCAAUGCCGGCUAGCAAGAUAUAUGAUGCACAGUUUCUUGUUCCAAUGCCGGCUAGCAAGAUAUAUGAUGCACAGUUUUUUGUUCCAAAGCCGGCUAGAAAGAUAUAUGAUGCACAGUUUCUUGUUCCAAAGCCGGCUAGCAAGAUAUAUGAUGCACAGUUUCUUGUUCCAAUGCCGGCUAGCAAGAUAUAUGAUGCACAGUUUUUUGUUCCAAAGCCGGCUAGCAAGAUAUAUGAUGCACAGUUUCUUGUUCCAAUGCCGGCUAGCAAGAUAUAUGAUGCACAGUUUUUUGUUCCAAAGCCGGCUAGCAAGAUAUAUGAUGCACAGUUUCUUGUUCCAAUGCCGGCUAGCAAGAUAUAUGAUGCACAGUUUCUUGUUCCAAUGCCGGCUAGCAAGAUAUAUGAUGCACAGUUUCUUGUUCCAAUGCCGGCUAGCAAGACAUAUGAUGCACAGUUUCUUGUUCCAAUGCCGGCUAGCAAGACAUAUGAUGCACAGAUUCUUGUUCCAAUGCCGGCUAGCAAGGCAUAUGAUGCACAGUUGCUUGUUCCAAUGCCGGCUAGCAAGACAUAUGAUGCACAGUUGCUUGUUCCAAUGCCGGCUAGCAAGGCAUAUGAUGCACAGUUUCUUGUUCCAAUGCCGGCUAGCAAGAUAUAUGAUGCACACUUUCCAAUGCCGGCUAGCAAGACAUUUGAUGCACAGAUUCUUGUUCCAAUGCCGGCUAGCAAGACAUAUGAUGCACAGUUUCUUGUUCCAAUGCCGGCUAGCAAGACAUAUGAUGCACAGUUUCUUGUUCCAAUGCCGGCUAGCAAGACAUAUGAUGCACAGUUUCCAAUGCCGGCUAGCAAGACAUUUGAUGCACAGAUUCUUGUUCCAAUGCCGGCUAGCAAGGCAUAUGAUGCACAGUUGCUUGUUCCAAUGCCGGCUAGCAAGACAUAUGAUGCACAGUUUCUUGUUCCAAUGCCGGCUAGCAAGAUAUAUGAUGCACAGUUUCUUGUUCCAAUGCCGGCUAGCAAGGCAUAUGAUGCACAGUUUCUUGUUCCAAUGCCGGCUAGCAAGAUAUAUGAUGCACAGUUUCUUGUUCCAAAGCCGGCUAGCAAGAUAUAUGAUGCAGUUUCUUGUUCCAAUGCCGGCUAG